Molecule: messenger RNA, 1680 nt
Organism: Dioszegia hungarica
Lineage: Eukaryota; Fungi; Basidiomycota; Tremellomycetes; Tremellales; Bulleribasidiaceae
Exons: 6
Molecular function (GO): 5'-flap endonuclease activity
Source: RefSeq, a predicted model, not a curated record
AUGGGUGUUCCCGGAUUAUGGGAGGUACUACGUCCUGCUGCGACCCGCUCGUCCUUAUCUGCACUAUGUAAAACUGCCUUCUUUGCCAAUCGAAAUGGUCUUCGAGCUCUCACUAUCGGAGUUGACGCUUCUCUUUGGAUCUUCCACGCCCAAUGUGUCCCACAAGGAGGAGAGAACCCCUUCGUCCGUACGAUCUGGUUCAAGAUCUGCACACUCCUGCAGCAGCCCGUCCUCCCGGUGUUUGUCUUCGAUGGACCGGACAAGCCAGGUUCGAAGCGGGGCAAGUCGGUCUCGGGGGCAUUCGGCACGAGCGACGGUCACAGCUUGCAAUUCAAGCAGAUAUUGGACAACUGUGGGCUGGAGUGGUGGAACCGGAGCUUGCGCAGCAAUUCGGCAAACCUGUCUGGGACGUCGCACACAGCAACAAGCAAAGGCGACAUGAAGACUUACGAGAUCUACCGAUCGAGCGACAUCGCUUCGGCAUGGGGAGACAAGCAGGGUAGUGCACUCCAAUCGGAGGAAGACUGCCGGAUCGCCAUGAUCUUCGUGGCGAUGCUAGCGGGAGGAGACUACGUUCCGCAGGGAUUAGACGCUUUUGGACCGACCAUCGCCUUUGCUCUCGCCAACGCCGGCAUGUCGGCCGAUCUCUCACUCUUCCUGUCCAGUCCCGCCGCCUUCAGUGCCGCCGUCCCUGCGCUGAAAGAACGGAUUAUGGCUGAGCUCCGUACCAACUCUACCGGGUUCGUUGGCCGAAAGUACCCCAGCCGAGCCGAUAAGGUCGCCAACCUCACUUCUGCCGAGCUCUUCAACCUCCCCGCGCUGCAAUCCUACCUCCGACCCGCCACCUCCCCUAUCUCCAAUCCCGCGGCUGGCUGGCCGGGGUUCGGCAAAGGCGUGUCGAUCCAUGCCAAACGGGGUAUGGGGCGGAAUGGUGGUCGAGGUGAUCUCGAGGGGAUGGCGCGCGCAUGCGAAAAAUUCUUCGAGUGGGGCACAAAGGAGCUGGUCGUCAAGCGUUUCGCAAGCGAGGGGACGGGGGUGUUCGGCGCGGAGCUCAUUUCCGCCGCUCGGAGUAGGCGGAAGGAGCAGGAUGGGACGACAGAGGCGGGACCAAGAAUUGCUGUGGCGGGACCAUCGAUUCAAGGUCGCCUGACGUCUUACUUUGGAUCGACCUCGGCGCCUUCGUCCUCCCGACUCCCAUCGAAAUCGGUCAGCCGAGAACCAUCCCCCGCCCAUACUAUCCCAACGCCCAGCUACCUCCUCCAGAUCGAGCGGACACGGCCGGACCCUACCUGCCCCGACCUCACCGAAUAUAGGAUACAGUACGAUAUCAAGCCAUUCAUGGCCCGCACACAGGGCGCAAUGGACGGGCAUCGACCAGAUCCCAAAGACCUCUCGCCGGAAGAACGGGCGGCGCUCGGUCUAGUCAAUGCCGAGGUGGAUGAUGAUGGUGACGAGCCCUCGGCUAGCCAAGCGAAGAAGAAGAAGGCGGAUGUGGCAGAGAAGGGAACUGCGAGGGUCUGGAUCGCGGAUUGGCUCGUCAAGGAGGCGUGGCCGGUGUUGGUCGAGCAGUGGGACGACAAGGAGGCUGCCAAGUUGGCGAAAUUGGCGGCGAAGGGCAAGGGGAGGACAAAGACUGUCAAGCCUGCCACGCCAAAGAAGAGCAAAGGCAAGGGCAAGGAG